This is a messenger RNA of Engraulis encrasicolus (European anchovy), 3853 nucleotides long. RefSeq names its product transforming growth factor-beta receptor-associated protein 1. Bases 487 to 3144 code for a protein of 885 amino acids. The transcript is spliced from 14 exons. The record is from RefSeq and is a predicted model, not a curated record. NCBI's taxonomy places the organism in Eukaryota, Metazoa, Chordata, Actinopteri, Clupeiformes, Engraulidae. Gene Ontology annotation, cellular component: membrane; cytoplasm. Gene Ontology annotation, biological process: vesicle-mediated transport; intracellular protein transport; endosomal vesicle fusion.
UUUUCAAAAGGCAAGGUAAGGACAAGACAACUUCUCGUUCAGAAAAGGCAAACAGUAGACAUACAGUACAUGUGUGGGAUUAGCAGUGCCCUGUGUGUGUGAGAGAGUGUAACAAACUAUCUAUUUCUAUAAGUCUAUUUUGAGUUUGAGUUACAGCUUAUGUGAAGUUUCAGUUAUUCUACAGAGUGAAAUAGGGAACCACAGGAAAACAGGGUUUUAAAAACAGUUUUUUUGUAUAGUUUAGUAAUUAGCAUGUAUGAUUAGUAGUACUCACUGUACGCACUAUCCAAAACAAAUUAUUAAGCAAGUCAUUUCAUUGGUAAGUUAGCUUGGUAAGUUAGCUUGGUAAGUUAGCUUACUUGGAGUAAACACAACAUCCUUUCUGGCUUCAGGAGGCAAUGUAUGUAUCUACAGUAUUGUGUUUAUUCCAUCUUACUUAGGUUUUACACUGGUGAUGCAUACGGUUCAGAUCACCAUUAAGCAACAAUGAGCCUCAGAGCCUUCAGCCCCAUGCUGGUGGCAGAGAAGCCUUUGGUGGGGAAGAGUAAGGACAAGGACAAGGCCGGCAUCCAGUGCAUGGAGUGGUGCUGCCGGAGCCUCUACCUCGGGGGUAAGGACAGCGUGGUCCACCACCUCAGCCUGGCCACCACCGCAGCUGCUGCUCAAGUGACGGACCCCGCCACAGCGCCCCCCGAUGUCAGGGAGGUGAACCGCAGGCAGAUGGGCCGGAGCGGCGCCGUCCUCCAGCUCACAGCCAUCCCCGUCCUGAACCACCUGCUCGUGCUCUGGGACGGCUCCGUCUCCGCCCUCCACAUGUUCUCCCUGGAACCCGUGUCGCCGCUCAAAAAGAUCCAGAACGUCUCGUGCAUGAUGGUGAGCGACUCCGUGUCCUCCAGUGAGCCCGUUUACGUGGAGCUUGUGACGGCCUCGGCCAGGAGAAGGUGCCUGAGCCUCCACAGGGUCUACGUGGACCGCUGGGAAUGCCUGAGGCAGCUGCCUCUGCAGCAGGAGCCAUUGGCAGUGGCAAUGAGGGGGCCUAGCAUUUGCGUGGCCACGGCGGAUCGGUACCUGCUGCACGACUUCCAGAGCGGAACCACAUUGGAGCUGUUCCAGCACGGACUGGCCCGGCAGAACCUGGUCGUGAAGACGGCGGAGGAGAGGGAGUUCCUGCUCAACGGGCCCGGGUCACUAGGCAUGUUGGUCAUGUCAGAUGGUACAUCCCAGCGUGCACCGGUGCCGUGGCCCGCGGCCGUGCUGGACGGAGCCGUGUGCUACCCGUAUGUGUUGGCCCUGCUCGGCCAGGCUGUCCACGUCUACAGCAUGCUGGACCAACAGCUGAAGCAGACUAUACCCAUGCAGAAGGCAACCACCCUCAUAAGCACAGCAGAGGGUGUGUUUGUCAUAGCGGAGCGGGAGCUGCACUGCCUGCGUCCCUGUCCCCUGGAGGAGCAGAUUGAGGCCCUGGUGGAGGCCCAGAGGAUGGACCAGGCCCUGCUGCUGCUGGACGGGGUCAGGGACCGACUGCCAACACACUCAUACAAGGAGCUGCGGAGGACUAUCUCCUGCCUGUCGGGACUAAUGCACUUCUACCAGGAAAGCUUCCCAGAGGCCUCACAACUCCUCCAAGAGGGUCACCUGGACCCCCGCGAGCUCCUCCGCCUCUACCCAGACAUGGGCACCAUCUGUGGGGACUUCGGCAGCCAGCUGCCCCCCCUGAGCUGCAGCAGGGACCUGGAGGAGAUGAGCAGGGAGGACCAGGCCUCGUACCGCCACUUCCUGCUCUUCCUCGCUGACUUCCUGUCUUCUGUGCGAGGGGUGGCCCAGGCCCAGGUGUGCCUGGCGGAUGUGGACACUGCGCUGGUGAGAGUGUAUCUGCAGGCAGGGAUGAGUGACAGGCUUCUUCAGCUGGUGUCCUCUGCCAACCACUGUCAUCUGGACAUAUGCAUACAGGACCUGAGGCAACACAAGAGGUCCUUUGCCCUUGGCCUCCUCUACCAGAGUCACGGUCAACAUUUCAAUGCUAUUCAGACGUGGGUGGAGGUGGCAGAAGGGCGGCGGGACGAUGACAGCUGCGCGACGGACGUGUAUCAUCACAUCCUGGGUGUCCUGAGACGACUAGAGGACACAGACAGGGACACCUUCUGGAGCUACGCAGACUGGGCCCUGACCAGAGACCAGGAGGUUGGAGUACAAAUUUUCAUCCCAGGGCCUGAAGAACCCGUCCCUCCAGUCCCGUCUGAAGAGAUCAUCGCCUUCCUACAGAAGUACCCUUUGGCUUUACUGACAUAUCUGGAGUAUCUGGUGGGGGAAUUGCAGAGCAAGGAGGAGGCCCAUCACACACUCCUGGCGUUGACAUAUGUGGCUCAGCUCCUCCUGCAGAAGGGUUCUGGAGAGACUGCCGACGGACACACACACACACAAACACACACACACACGCUCACACAGUCCACCGACGGGAACCAACACACACACUCCGAGCCGUACAGCCUGAGAGAGAAGCUGCAGGAGCUACUGUGGCAGUCAGAUUGCUGUGACGUGCGCGCCGUUCACGAUAAAAUUUCAAACACCAACCUGCACACGGAGAGAGCCAUCCUCCUCGGCAAGGCAGGGGAGCACAGGAAGGCCUUGCAGAUCCUGGUACACAAGGCCAAAGACAGGCAGGCUGCCGUAGACUACUGCUGGAGGACCUCUGCUGGCCAAGAGCGGAACUGCAGGCAUAGGCUCUUCCUCUCCCUGCUGCAGAUCUACCUGGAUUCCGCGCAGUCCGUGGUGGUGGCAACGGACCUGCUGAACGACCAAUCGGCUGCGUUUGAUGCCGCGGCGGCACUGCAGGUGGUGCCGGUGGAUUGGUCGGUGCAGCUGGUGGGGCGGUUCUUGAGGGAGGCGUUGCGGGAGGCGUUUCACCGGAGGAGGAUGAAGGAGGUGGAGACGGGCUUGGCCAUGGCUGAACAGCGCAGGGCACGAGAUGUAUGGACUAAGACUAGGAACACGAUGGUUAAACUGGAGAAAGGCACCAGGUGCCAUGCCUGCCAGCGCCUCCUCUCAAGGCCAGAGUUCGUCUCCAUGCCAACGGGUGAACUCCUCCACCUCCACUGUUCUACUGCUGCCACGGUUACGGUGACAGGAACCAGAUCGUUGUCUUAGCAAUGACGAUCAGGAACUUUAACACUGAAGUCCAUCAUGAGCCAGGGCAUUGUUCUAACAUCAGAGGCCAUCAGGGGCACAUGUCCCCUUGUGAUAUACCUAUACACUGGACCGGAUAAAUGUGAACUAGCUGCAUAGAACAAUACGUAUACGCUAUGUAUCCGUUACGGUGAUGACGCAUGGCAUCUUCUCAAGAUGUAAAUUCAUAAGAUGCCGGAUUUAAAAAAAAUGGAUUGAAAAAAGUAGAGAUGGCAUCAAGCUCCUGUGCGACUCCUUUUUCUUCCCAUUGUAAAAAGGUUUAACAUUUUUUGAUGCAUCUCAAAGUGCUGCCUCUAUAGUCCUGCAUGAUGUGCUGCGAUGGCACAUCCACAAGACACACCCAACAUCAUCUACUUUGACACACACAUGCCGGUGAUCCCACCGUAAUACUUGCAAUCAUCAGGUCCCAGGGUAAUUAUGCUGAUGAUACAAGCGAGUGAACAAAGUGAAGCAAAGCAAAGCAAAAGCCAAGUUCAGCAUUCCAUUCAUUCCUUUGGGAGGCAAGCAGUGAAGUGGACCAGAAGUGAAGUGGGCCAGAAAACGAGACAUUUAAAGUCAUGCCAAUUGAAAAUCGUGUUUUAAUCAUACAGCGGCGAAUAAAACCAAAGACAAUCUGUUUCCGUUGUCCUGAUUCUCCGCUACCAUCUGUAGACCGUUUAGCUGUCACCAC